CUGGCAAGAAUUAGACCCCAACUUCUCCUGUCCAAAUUUAACAAUGCCCGCGUGUAAUAAAAUCGAUUUGCUCGGCAUCGGAACCGGCCGGACUGUCGCUCUUACUUGCACCCGCCAUGAGACAUGGGGACCACCAGGUUCGUCCAUGAUCAGCCCGGAAUCCGUCGAGGAUGGGAUCCAAAGGUCUGUCUGACCCACUCCCCGAUAGAACGUUCAAUGCCGUAUCUGUAUCUGAUGACAGUCGUCGUGAACAGGCAGGCCUGGUCAACCUUCCACUGCGCCGAGUCUCGCUCGCAACCCCCUACUUCGUUUCUCUCCAUCGUCGAUCAUGUCCUAGAGGUGCACCUUAGACACACCAAAGCCGAAAUAGUUGGCGAUGGGUUGGUCAUUUUGGGCGACCUGUGUUGGACUUCCACCUUGUCCGAGAUGUCUUCGAUCGCCAGGUACCUGGCAGACCCCCAACGUCAUGAAUGGCUUGCAGUGUCCAUUGCAAUGGCCGACGGAAUCAAAGCUCCAGCCAACAAUGCUCCCGCUUUCACAAGAUCUCCCACACCUAGUGCUUCCACUCGAAGGGGCCUUCAAUACACUGGGGACAAUGGCAACCAUAAGCUAUCCUUUGUCGAUCCAGGUGUUUGUGGCCCUCGAGAAAUGAAGCCUGGAAUGCAGAGGCCCUCACAACACGAAGAACAGCCCCGAAACACCAUAGCUCAGAGCCUGCAAGUCAACGUGGAGACAACAUCAGGCUCAGCCACCUCUCUCGGUAUCGUGGAGUGCCUCGAUAAGCCCAAACCCACUCUUUUCCGCCCCCCUUCGCAGCAUUGAUGCCGAAAAAGUCGGAUUUCCCAGCUUCUGAGUGGGCACUUGACGGGACUCAAUCACUGUCCCUGCACUCCUCGCUAAGCACUGACGCCCUCAUGGCCUUCUCUUGUUCCAUAGUGAUCGCCAAGACCGCCAUGGCCAGCAGGUGAUUCAGUUCGACAGACACGACAUUGGAGCGUUACGUGAGCACAAGAGGAAGGUGGCUGGGCUGCAUGCUGAUAGGGUGGUACUGGCGCCGACUCUUAUAUGUCGAUAUGAAACGCCUUGCGCGAUGUGUGCGAUCAGGAUGGCGUUAGGGUUGAUGGCAUUAUGAGACUGCGUAUCAGCAGCAAUCACUUACUUUCCUCAAUACAUA
Molecule: messenger RNA, 1174 nt
Organism: Phialemonium atrogriseum
Lineage: Eukaryota; Fungi; Ascomycota; Sordariomycetes; Cephalothecales; Cephalothecaceae
Exons: 1
Coding region: 124-822 (232 amino acids)
Source: RefSeq, a predicted model, not a curated record